AUGUCACUCACAUAGUCUAACUUUAGGCAAUUUUCACAUCUCCAUCCCCAAUCACGUGCUCAAGUUCCUCAUCCCACCGGAAGUAAUAUCCAAUCAUCCACCGCUGAGUCCUCCCGCGCCCAACCAUGGUUAUCCAACGAGUGUGGCGUUCCUCCACCAACUCCAACACUAGUAGCAGCAGCAUCACGACGGCGGCGACCAAUAGCAACAGCGUCGGUCUUACUGCGUCGGCAUCGGCAGCAACAAGUUCUUCUGAAUUGGCGCCACAAAACGUGAUCGCUAGCGAAAUGGAUGGGUCUGGGACUGGAGGUUCUAAGAUGCAACGUCCCAAGCUGAGUGGUGAGGCCAUGCUGGAGGUGAUGAAGAUGCGAUAUUCUGGAAGGUCGCACGUUUCUCAGUCGGCAGGAGAUGCGGCAUUGAAGUCACUCGAGUUGUUGAGAGCGAAUAUUCAGUAUCUGUUCGAUAAGGAGAUUGAGGUGGUAGUUAAGAAGUUCAGUUCGUUGUUCUUCAUACCAGCCAUCAAGAACAUCAAGGAGAACCUGGGGGAGAGUGCAAUAUCGGAAGAAACUUUGAAAACGAUAUAUUGUUCUUUGCUGGAGAACAGCAAAAGUCAAUACGUUGGACAGAUUGCUUCCCCGGCGGAGAAUUCCCUUUCGAGGGCUAACACCCCUGGGAUGGAACUGAGUGAUUCCGACUCGAGUACCGAUAAUGUGGUGCCAUCUGGAACAACCAGUCUUCUCCAGCAAGCCUUGAAACGAAAGCUUCCGGAGCCGAACCAACAAGACAGCUUCAAACGACAGUACUUCUUGCAAGGAUCCCUCUACUCCCAAAACCACUAUUCGAUUCUUCAAUCACUGGGAAACGUCCAAGGCUCAUUACCAUAUCAGAUUAGACCUUCCGUUCUAAACCCCGCCGUUUACACAACUACCAUCAGUCCCGAGACACAAUUCAUACUAGAUUUCAAAGCCGGUCGAGCCCUAGGAGUUCCAGACUUCCGCGAACGACUAGCCAACAAACAUCCGGAAAUUCUACGCUACUGUCCGGAUAACCAAGACCGCGAUUGGCUCCUUCAGCAGAAGCAAAUCUCCCCACUCAACAGGAAUGGCCGCUUCUUCCUACUGGUCCUCGACGAAGUCAGAAAACUGGCCGAACGCAACUCGGAAUACGCCAACAACCCGUACAUGAAACUCUCAGAUCUACAAGGCUUCAAGCUACCGGAACUCAUCUACGCCAAGGUUCAGAAGCUCAUCAAAGACAGUGCCGACUCGAGUGUGGUCAAACCACCACCCGCAGCAACGUCCACAUCAGUAGCAGCAUCAGCAGCAGUUCCUAGUUCUAUUCAACCGAGACCACGGGUUUCUUCAUUGAGUUCCUCGCAUGCUACGCUGACGGCGUUGCUGUCCUCACCUCAACAGUCGCAAUCGAGCAGCAGCAGCAUCACGUCGAUUUCCGGCACUUCUUCCACCGGCCAAGGACUGGAAGCGAGCGCCGGUGGAACGGGAAGUGGCGACAUGAAGACUUAAACAUCGCAAUAUACCUAAUCGACGAGUAAUAAUUGAGAUGUGAUUUUGGUGAACCGCAGUAGAAUAGUCUAAGCAUUUGAUGCUUUUAUAGAUGUGUACAUAUCAGGAUUCUAGAACCUUUCCAUAGUGGGGGUCCCCUCAACGCAUUCCACCUUCUGUGGCGUUCAGUAGUUACUGAAAGUGUGGGACCCCUUCGGAACGUUUUAAAUGGUUUUAAAUCAAGUAAUCGCUUUAAAUUUACUAUAGGAAUGUAUGGAAUGAUGAACGUUUGUCAGUGUGCUAUACUAUUGGUGUAUUGAGCUUUAAAUGUUUUAGGAGAAUAAAGUUUUGAUC
Messenger RNA from Aedes albopictus (Asian tiger mosquito), 1856 nucleotides. RefSeq names its product deoxynucleotidyltransferase terminal-interacting protein 1. Gene Ontology annotation, molecular function: DNA binding; nucleosome binding. The transcript has 2 exons. Bases 126 to 1523 code for a protein of 465 amino acids. The record is from RefSeq and is a predicted model, not a curated record. Gene Ontology annotation, cellular component: nucleus. NCBI's taxonomy places the organism in Eukaryota, Metazoa, Arthropoda, Insecta, Diptera, Culicidae.